Messenger RNA from Tuber melanosporum (Perigord truffle), 1598 nucleotides. RefSeq lists its product as uncharacterized. NCBI's taxonomy places the organism in Eukaryota, Fungi, Ascomycota, Pezizomycetes, Pezizales, Tuberaceae. The transcript is spliced from 5 exons. Gene Ontology annotation, cellular component: endoplasmic reticulum. The record is from RefSeq and is a predicted model, not a curated record. Gene Ontology annotation, biological process: sphingosine biosynthetic process; ceramide biosynthetic process. Gene Ontology annotation, molecular function: pyridoxal phosphate binding; serine C-palmitoyltransferase activity. Bases 78 to 1598 code for a protein of 506 amino acids.
AACCAUUCACGUUUUGUCUUGUCUCCUUUCUCCCGAGCAUUUGAACUCUCAACACCACCGCUUCGGUGUACGAUACAAUGGAUCUUCACGACGCAUAUGUUCUUCUCAACUGGUCAGCCGGGGAGCUGUCUACUCGGUUUCAGCGUGUUCCCGGCUCACAAAUUCUCUUACGCUACAUCAAAAGCUCAUACCAAAACGAUCCUGUUCGCAGUGUUGUUGAGUUGUGUUUGUUUCUCUUCGCAGUUAGGUACCUCCUAGCUCCUCGAUAUUCGACCACCCAGAAGGGGGCUGUUGAGCUCACGGAGGAUGAGAUUGACGAACUUGUUGAGGAUUGGACCCCCGAACCACUUGUACCAGGCCUUACGGAGGUUGAACAAGCUGAGAAUGAGAAGCGCCCGGUAAUUGUUGGACCCACAGGCCCCAAGGUCAAACUUUCUAACGGCCGUACCGUCAAUAAUUUCGCCUCUUAUAACUUCUUCAACUUUGUUUCCAAUGAGCUUUUGAAAGACCGUGCCGUCCAGGUUCUCCGCAACUACGGUGUCGGUGCUUGUGGUCCUCCAAAUUUCUAUGGAACUCAGGAUGUUCACAUGGACACGGAACGGGACAUUGCUAAAUUCCUUGGUAUGCCAGCAUGCAUUAUUUAUGCACAAGCAUUCUCUACGAUCUCUUCUGUCAUUCCGGCUUUUUCCAAACGUGGCGAUAUCAUCGUUGCCGACAAGGCAGUCAACUUUGCAAUUCAGAAAGGACUACAAAUCUCUCGAAGCACUAUUAGGUGGUAUGAGCACAACGACAUGGAGGACCUGGGGAGGGUGCUCGAACAAGUCAAGAGGGAUAUGGCUAGAAAGCCUUUGACAAGAAGGUUUAUUGUUACAGAGGGGCUAUUUGAGAACACUGGUGAUAUCGUUGAUCUGCCGGCCAUCAUUGAACUCAAGCAGCGUUACAAGUACCGUCUAAUCCUCGAUGAAUCUUACUCCUUUGGUGUCCUCGGCCGUACCGGGCGUGGUGUCACUGAACAUCAGAAUGUUGACCCUCAGUCUGUGGAGAUGCUCGUCGGCUCGCUCGCUCAUGGUAUCUGUUCUGGUGGGGGGUUCUGUGCGGGAAGUCCAGAAGUCGUUGAUCACCAACGUAUUUCAAGCUCCGCUUAUGUAUUUUCUGCCGCUCUUCCAGCUAUGCUCGCCGUUACUACAUCGGAGACCCUCAAGCUGCUCGAGGGAAAUCCUCAGGUUUUAACGGCGUUGAGAGAGAACAUUAAAGCCUUUAGAAAUCAGAUGGAUAGAUGUGAAUAUGUCGAGUGUACUAGUUCUUUGGAUAAUCCAGUCUGCAUGUUCAUCCUCAAGCGAGAUGGCCUUGAGGGAAGGAUAUUUGGUAAUGAAGAAAAGAUCUUGAUGGACAUUGUUGAUGAGGCUCUCGCAAAUAGUGUCAUGAUCUCACGUGUCAAGCACAUCUAUGAAACUCAAGGCACUAAGCCUUUCGGCUGGAGAUGUGUACCAUCCUUCAAGGCUUGCAUAACCAUUGGCCAUACCAAGAAAGAAGUUGAGAAAGCCGGAAGUGUGGUUAGACAAGCUGUCGGGAAAGUGAUGGCACGGUUGAAGAAGUAG